Messenger RNA from Aspergillus calidoustus, 1167 nucleotides. The record is from the annotation of a GenBank genome assembly. Lineage: Eukaryota; Fungi; Ascomycota; Eurotiomycetes; Eurotiales; Aspergillaceae.
AUGCCUGAGAUCAAGCGAUGGCUCAAAAAGCUGGAGGUGGACUCGAUGGAGGGGUUGACGAACAAGCAGUUGAUGUUGACGAACCAUGACUUGCAACCAGUCGAACCCGAUCGCCGGCGAUGGAGGUGGUACAACUUUGUUACGUUCUGGAUCGCAGAUUCGCUCAACAUUAAUACAUGGAUGAUUUCCUCCUCGAUGAUUGUUGACGGUUUGUCCUGGUGGCAGUCGUGGAUUUGCGUCUGGGUUGGAUAUUUCCUGGCUGCUUGCUUUGUCUGCUUGACCGGUCGAAUUGGUGCCGUCUACCACAUCUCCUUCCCUGUUGUAUGUCGAUCAUCCUUCGGGGUUUGGGGCUCGCUAUGGCCGGUGUUGAAUCGUACGGUCAUGGCGAUUAUCUGGUACGGUGUGCAGGGAUUUAUUGGGGGGCAAUGCGUUACCCUAAUGAUUCGGGCUAUUUGGCCAAGCUAUAACACCAUUCCCAACGGGAUUCCCGAAAGUUCUGGAGUUACUACCAGAGACUUUGUGAGCUUCUUCAUCUUCUGGCUGCUUUCUCUACCUGCUCUCUGGUUCCCAGUCCAUCAACUCCGCCACCUCUUCACCGCAAAGUCAAUCUAUUCUCCCAUUGCUGCCAUUGCAUUCUUUGCUUGGUCGAUAUCUCGCGCCAACGGUCUUGGGCCGAUUGUUCAUCAGUCUCAUACCGCUCAUGGAAGUACUCUGGCUUGGGCCGUUGUGAAAGCCCUAAUGAGCUGCAUGGGCAACUUUGCUGCCUUGAUCAUGAACGAUCCAGACUUUUCUCGAUUUGCCCGAAAGCCAAAGGAUGCUCUAUGGGCGCAGCUGUUUACAAUUCCUAUCGGAUUCGGCAUUACGUCCUUUAUUGGUAUCAUUGCCUCUUCAUCUUCUGCCGUCAUUUUCGGCGGAGACGCAAUCUGGAACCCUCUUGACCUCCUGGGAAGGUUUCUUGAGGGCGCCAGCUCAGCCGAACGCUUUGGCAUCUUUGUUAUCGCGCUUGGGUUUGCCGUGGCGCAGUUGGGUACCAACAUCUCCGCCAACUCGGUCUCUGCGGGUACAGACAUGACCGCUUUACUUCCGCGAUACAUUAAUAUCAGACGAGGCAGUUACAUUUGCGCCGCUGCUGGUUUGGCCAUGUGCCCGGUAUGCUGCCUUCCUUAG